AUGCUGGGCCUGACGGCCAUCCAAGCACGUUACACUGGCUUCUCUCCCAAGAACUCUGAGGAGUUCAACAGCGCUUCUCGGAGCGUCAAGCCAGGUCUCAUUGCUUCUGGUAUCGUUUCUGCAUGGACAUGGGCGGCGACGUUGCUGCAAUCGAGUGCUGUUGCGUAUUCGUAUGGUAUCUCAGGUCCAUGGUGGUAUGGCUCGGGUGCUACGGUCCAGAUCUUGCUCUUCGCACAGCUCGCAGCCAAGUUGAAAAUGAAUGCACCGUACGCACACACGUGGCUUGAAAUCGUCUCGGCGCGAUGGGGAGUCGUUGCCCAUCUGGUCUUCAUGUUUUUUGGUUUGGCAACAAACAUCAUCGUAUCGUCCAUGCUUAUUCUUGGCGGAUCUGCUACCGUGAACUCUUUGACGGGCAUGAACACCAUUGCCGCGUGUUUCUUGAUCCCUCUUGGUGUGUCAAUCUACGUCGUCGUCGGCGGGAUGCGUGCGACGCUCCUUUGCGACUACACACACACCAGCGUACUCUUCGCAAUCAUUUUUGUGUUCGUCUUCACGGUGUACUCCACGAGUGCCAAGAUCGGCAGCUUCAGUGAGAUGCACUCUCUGCUCGCUACCGCCGCCUCCCAGGCCCCCGUCUCGGGCAAUGCGCACGGAUCGUACCUUACCAUGCGCUCUAAGAACGGUCUCAUCUUCGGUGUCAUCAACGUCAUCGGUAACUUCGCCACUGUGUUCCAGGAUCAGGCUUACUGGCAGCGGGCAAUCGCGAGUCGCCCCGCUACGUGCGUGAAGGCAUACCUUCUUGGUGGUCUCGCAUGGUUUGCGAUCCCCUUCAUGUUCUCUACUACCCUUGGUCUGGCUGCGGUCGCGCUCCGCAAUGACCCCUCCAUGAUGAUGCUCACUCCGGAGGACGUGUCUGCGGGUCUCCCAGCGUCUGCUGCUGCCGCGGCGAUCCUGGGCAAGUCUGGCGCCGUUGCCCUGCUCAUCGUGCUGUUCUUGGCUGUCACGUCUGCGACGUCUGCCGAGCUCAUCGCCGUCUCUGCUGUCCUGACCUACGACGUGUACAAGAGAUACAUCAACCCCAAGGCAACUGAGGUGCAGAUUCUCCGGGUGUCUCACUUGAUGGUUAUGUUCUUCGCUAUCGUCAUGGGUAUUCUCGGAUUGAUCUUCUACUACAUCGGUAUCUCCAUGGGUUGGCUUUACGACUUCAUGGGUGUUGUUUUGGGAUCAGCAGUUGUUCCCAUCGCUACCUGUGUGACAUGGAAGAAGGCCAACAAGUGGGGCGCCAUCGGUGGUUCGGUAGCCGGCUUCUGCUGCGGCUUGAUCGCAUGGCUCGUCACCACGUCAAGCCUGAACAACAAGCUGAUCAAUGUGACUACCAGCGGAGGUAAUCUGGAGAUGCUUGCUGGCAACCUCGCCUCGAUCGGUGUUGGCGCAGUCAUCACUGUCGCGACGUCGAUGAUCUGGCCCGAGGACUUCAGCUUCGACCCCACUCGCGCAAUCAACAAUCCGACGUUUGUCGCGGACGAGAAGACCAGCGAGUCGCGGGCCUCGCAGGAUGAGGUCGAUGACAAGAAGGAGGCAACUGCCGCUGUUGUCUCGGAGCCCGUUAUCUCGGCAGAGGAGGCUGCGCUGGAGGAGGCCAGAGAACUGGACCCCGUGGCGCUGCGCAAGUCGUUCAAACUCGCCGCGUGGUCCUCAGUAGCCCUGACACUCAUUCUGCUCAUCAUUAUCCCUCUGCCGCUCUUCUUCGCGGAGACGAUCUACGGUGUGAAGGGCCUCACGGCAUGGGUUGUCAUUGGGAUGAUCUGGACGUUCUUCUCCGCCAUCUCUGUCGUCGUGUACCCGCUCAUUGAGAGUCGCUCGGGAUUGUUCCUGAUCGUGAGGGGUAUUAUCAAGGACAUAUUCAAGCCGGGAAGUGGAAAAUUCGUCCACCAUGAACAUGUACCCUCCACAGAGGCGUAA
Molecule: messenger RNA, 1962 nt
Organism: Sparassis crispa
Lineage: Eukaryota; Fungi; Basidiomycota; Agaricomycetes; Polyporales; Sparassidaceae
Product: Probable urea active transporter
Exons: 14
Coding region: 1-1962 (653 amino acids)
Biological process (GO): urea transmembrane transport
Cellular component (GO): plasma membrane
Molecular function (GO): urea transmembrane transporter activity
Source: RefSeq, a predicted model, not a curated record